GGCCCAUUCAGUGGUGUGAUUGUCUCUGGGCAGCCUCUGUGACAUAGCCACUGGCACCAUGAAGAUCACUGGAGGUCUCCUUCUGCUCUGCACAGUGACCUAUUUCUGCAGCAGCUCAGAAGUUGCCAGUCAACCUUUAAAAACAGAGGUGGAUUGCAGCAUUUACAAGAAGUACCCAGUGGUGGCCAUCCCCUGCCCCAUCACAAACAUGCCAGUUUGUGGUUCUGACUACAUCACAUAUGGAAAUAAAUGUCACUUGUGUAUCGAGACCUUGAAAAGUAAUGGAAAAAUCCAAUUUCUUCACGAAGGACACUGCUGACUUCUGUAUAGACAUGGACAGAGAGCAGUGAUGUCCUCAUGGUUCAGUGUCCCUGGGCUCUCACUGACUUCCUUCAGUCUGUGCUGAUGUUCUGGGUCAGGUGGAGCCAGAUUCGGAGCCACCUUUACUGAAAAGAGAAAGUUGUGCUCUUCCUUAUGAACUCAUGUCUUAUGGACAGACUGGCUUCUUUUUACACCUCAAUAAAGGAGCCUCCACAGAAAGUUUAUCUUGGCUUC
Messenger RNA from Marmota monax (woodchuck), 555 nucleotides. It is a transcript of the gene Spink7, whose product is annotated as serine peptidase inhibitor Kazal type 7. The transcript is spliced from 4 exons. Lineage: Eukaryota; Metazoa; Chordata; Mammalia; Rodentia; Sciuridae. Bases 59 to 319 code for a protein of 86 amino acids. Gene Ontology annotation, molecular function: protein binding. The record is from RefSeq and is a predicted model, not a curated record.